AUGGGACGCGACAGUCGUGGGGAUCGCUACAGUCGCCGCAACGACACCAGCGACCGGCACGGUAUUCCAGAGGGACCCAGCGGUAAUUCCUCCACGGCGGCCACAGCGGCUUCCACGCGUUACGGGCGCUACGCAGGCAACCGGCGGUCACGAUCCCCGCGAGGUUCUCGUCGCGGUGGCAGUGAUGAGCGGAACAGCGAGCGUCACCGUCGCAGGCGGCGAUCGGCGAGUGAUGAGCGGCAACGACGACGUCCAGCAACUAGCAGAAGAGCUCCUAGCAAGGAGACUGGUAGACGUGGGCACCGUAGGUCCCGUUCCCGUUCUUCUUCAUCCUCCAGUACUUCGAGAAAAGGAGAACUUGCUCGUUCAAGAUUUGAAGAAGUUAAUGUGCAGGAGUUGUUGAAUCCUGGUAUACAAACAAUACCAGGGGGAAUGGGAGCACCAGUUUCUCCAGAUGUUCUUUUUGCACUUCUUAAACAGCAACAAGAGCAACUUCAACAUGAGCAAGAACUACAAGAAUUACAUGCAGCUGUGGAACAGGAUUAUCUAGCUCAGGCUCAGGCUCAAGCUCAAGCUCAAGCAGUAUUGGGAUCAGGUAACGAAACACAAGUUUUUCAAGAAACUUCCAACACUACUGGGUAUACAGAACAAGAACCACAACAAAUAGAAGAGCAGCCAGCAGAGAAUGAAGAAAAUGGGGAAAUUCCAACUCAACCAACAGCUCCAGUGAAAGUUUUACCAUCUGUAGCCGAUUUUGUCCCUGUUAUUCCAAAAAGUCUCCUUAACCUCUUAGGGGUACCACCUAGUAAAAAUGAUACAAGUGGUGGUGAGACUAAAAAUGAUUCUGCAGCAGAAGGUGGUCAAAACGAUAAUGGGCAAGAAGGUGUAUUAACAACUACUACAGGAGCAUUAGCUGUUCUCCAAGCACCUAAACUCUCUCCUGAAGCUGAAAGACGUGCACGAGAAGCUCGUCGUGCUCAUAUUUCAUGUUUUCCACAACAUACUUCGCGACAAGAUUUGUUAGACUACUUCACAACUAUCAUCCCUAUGGUGCGUCGUGUUAAGGUACAACGUGAAAUGGAUCAACUGGCUGAGAGUAUGGGAGGUGAAAAUAAUAAUGGUGGUGUUAUUGAUGAAGGGGAACGACGUGUUAUCCCUUCAAAUGCUGUUGUAGAUGUAGAUCGUGUGAUUGAUCUCUCUGUAAACAGUGCUAAGUCGAAACCGUUUGCGUUUCUUGAAGUUAACCUCGCUGAUCUUGUAACAGAACUUGUAGAAGAAUCUCAGAGAGAUCCUGAACGCUUUACUUUUAUCGCUGCAGACGGACAAUCAUACCCCAUCACUAUUCGACGUCCACGUGACUAUCAAAGUUUACCAGGCGUAGACCACAGAAAAGUAGUGAUGCUUGGUUUCCCUGCAUCACUUUCAGCUGAGAAAUUACGAAUGGUAUUUGAGCAAUUUGGAUCCAUUCUAGCCUUUGAUGUAAAGGCAGGGAUGGCUUACGCUGAGUUUGAGCGAGAGUCAGAUGCGGUUGACUGUGUACGUGAUCUGCAUGGUGAGACACUUGGUACUCAUGUAGUGGUAUUACUGCCACUUUAUGACUGGCUAAAAGUUGUUUGUACACAUGCCGGUAUUGACGUUACGCUUGACCCUGAUGAUCCCGUCUCUGGUGCCUCACUUCUUGCGAAGGAUGCACAGUCCACUGGUGCUCUUGUUCCGCUCCUCGCUGAGGAUCUUGCCAAGGCAGACGAACCGGUAGAUCACAUGAAAGAACUUGUUGGUCUUACUGUACCAUUACCAGAUGUUGUUUUGCAUUUUGCUAAAACUUUUCCGCAUCUCACGACUUUGUACGGUAGCAGUGUUCCUAUUUUUCCUACCCGUGUAUUGGUUCUUCUUAAUCUAUUUGAUGAAGAAGAAUUAGUACUUGAUGAAACUUAUGAACGUCUUUUAGAUGAGAUAUCAAGUGAAGUGGAAAAGUAUGGACGUGUUAAGUCACUUAUUGUACCACGUCGUACUCCCCCUCCAAUUCCACCAAAACCGCCAAAAAAUCUUUACUCAUCUCGUAUGAGAACAACAAAAAAGUCUACCACUGCUAGUGGUCGUGAUCGUGGACGUCAAAAUCAGAGUAAGAAGAAAGGUGGAGAAAAUGAAGAUGAAUUAGAUAUGCCUGUUCCAACACAUUCAAAUACAUCAGGAGGGGAAACAUCAGAGAAUAAUGCUACAAAUGGUAUGACAACAUUCGGAAAAGUAAAUGACAGAGGCGGUAGUAUUGGUGACAGCAAUGAAGAAAGUGAGGAUAGUGAUAAUGAUGAUGAAGCUCGAUACGAACGAGAAAAGGCAGAGUAUCUAAAGGCUCGUGAAGCAUAUACAGAUAAAUUAAUGCACCCUAUUCAUGGUGGAUUUGGUCGUGUAUUUGUAGAGUACGAAACGAUUGAUGAAGCUGCUGAAGCUCAACGCGCAAUUGUGGGUCGAUUAUUUGGUGGACGUACAGUUGUAACGUCUUUUAUGUUUGAAGAUGUCUUGUAUCCACCUACUGCUGAGGAGGAAGAAAUGCAAGCUGAAGAAAAAGUAAAGUUAUAUCUGGAGGCUGUAGGCGCUGAAGAAGAAGAAGAAACCAAAGCUCAACAAGAGGGAAAGACAUCAGUCAAUGGUGAUAAUGAUAAAAACGAUGCUUCUGAUGAGGCACAGGCAGUAUUGACCCAAGACGAAGAAAAAGAAGAAGUUAGUGGUGGUGGUGGUUUGGAUGCAUUGAACUGA
Molecule: messenger RNA, 2754 nt
Organism: Trypanosoma theileri
Lineage: Eukaryota; Euglenozoa; Kinetoplastea; Trypanosomatida; Trypanosomatidae
Product: U2AF65-like splicing factor
Exons: 1
Coding region: 1-2754 (917 amino acids)
Cellular component (GO): commitment complex; nuclear speck; U2-type prespliceosome
Molecular function (GO): poly-pyrimidine tract binding; pre-mRNA 3'-splice site binding
Source: RefSeq, a predicted model, not a curated record